Molecule: messenger RNA, 5735 nt
Organism: Cynoglossus semilaevis (tongue sole)
Lineage: Eukaryota; Metazoa; Chordata; Actinopteri; Pleuronectiformes; Cynoglossidae
Gene: tent4a
Product: terminal nucleotidyltransferase 4A
Exons: 13
Coding region: 327-2822 (831 amino acids)
Biological process (GO): RNA 3'-end processing; polyadenylation-dependent ncRNA catabolic process
Cellular component (GO): nucleolus; TRAMP complex
Molecular function (GO): poly(A) RNA polymerase activity; mRNA binding
Source: RefSeq, a predicted model, not a curated record
GCAUGUUAAGGGCUGGAGCUAUGAAGGAGUGGGCGGAUGGGGGGCGCAGUCAUCUUCAAGAAAUCCCUCGUAGGGCGCAUGCGCGUAGAUUUGAAGAGAACUCGCCAUAUUGAAUUCUCGUAGGAAACCAGCUAGUAGUUUUCCCCCAGCUAGCGGUGCAAAGGGCCACUUUAUCAAUGGUCCUUAAUUUGGUUUAGGAUUUAAAUACUUCUUAUUUCAUAACGCUUUUGGUUACAUUUAAAGGUUGCGGGAAGCGGAGCAGACUCACGACGGCCUCGUUAGCUUAAUAUAUACGAAUAGUGCAGGGUACCAGAGGGAGAAGUUGAAUGGAUCCGAGGGUAGCUUGGAUUCAGCCCGAGCAGAAAGGACCUGCGAACGCCUUGUGGAUGCACGUCUGGGAGACCUCUCAGGGAGUACGGACGCUCGCCCAGCAGCAGCAGCUCCACAAUCAAAACCACAACCAGUGUGUCAACUACGCUGCGUUGGAUGUUUUAAAAAAUGUGGCGACCGCGGUGGCUUCGGGCAAGAGCAAUUGCAGCAGCAACGGUAACGUUACGGGCAGCGGCGGCAGCAGCAGCCAUCGCGGUGUAAUAAACGGCACUAGUACUAUUAACGGCACUACGGCUUCAAUGCUCGGGGUAGCACUGUCUAACGGAAACGCGCGUAGUAACUCGUAUACCGCGUCAAACGCCGUACAACCAGGUGAGGGCAAAAUUCUGCCCCAGAAGACGGGAUUUAUCUCCACUUCGUCCUCUUCGCAGGAAUCCGGAACGGACAGUCCCCCUUCUGACUGCUCACUUGAAAGGACUAUGGUGGGAAAUGUAACGAGCAACGCAAAUAAAAACGUCGGCGUUCCCAACCUGCUCUUCAGCUUGAACGACAGCACAGACAGUAAUGUCAACCUUUACAACCAUCACCUUCAUCACCGUCAUCUACAGGAGCAUCCGGCUUUUACUCUACAGCAGAUGUGCGCGAAGCGUCACCAUGUUCACCCCUCUGUACCGAUAAACCACGCUCACACUCACCACCCGGGUCGGCGGAAAAGUGACAACAAGGCGAGCACUUACGGGAUGAAUUACUUGCUCUCAAACUGCACAAACGGCAACUAUGCGAGCACUUGGACGCCGUGGAAGACGAGGACGUACAAUGUCGGAGUCCACGGGCUCCACGAGGAGGUGAUGGACUUCUACAACUUCAUGUCUCCUCGGCCAGAAGAAGCAGCGAUGAGGAAGGAAGUGGUGAACAGGAUAGAGAUGAUCAUAAAGGAGCUGUGGCCUAAAGCAGACGUCCAAAUAUUUGGCAGCUUUAGCACAGGACUCUACCUUCCAACGAGCGACAUUGACCUUGUGGUGUUUGGGAAGUGGGAGCGUCCCCCGCUGCAGGAGCUAGAACAGGCUCUACGCAAACACAAUGUGGCAGAGCCGUGCUCCAUCAAAGUGCUGGACAAAGCUACAGUGCCAAUCAUCAAGCUGACAGACCAGGAAACCGAGGUGAAGGUGGACAUCAGCUUCAACGUCGAGACUGGAGUCAAGGCAGCGAGUUUUAUUAAAGACUACGUAAAGAAGUAUCCCAUGCUGCCUUAUCUGAUAUUCGUCCUGAAGCAGUUUCUGCUGCAGAGAGAUCUAAAUGAAGUCUUCACCGGGGGCAUCAGCUCUUACAGCCUCAUUCUCAUGGUCAUCAGCUUCCUGCAGCUCCAUCCUCGCAUCGAUGCCAGGAAUCCUACUGAGAACUUGGGCGUGCUGCUGAUCGAGUUCUUUGAGUUGUACGGCCGCCAUUUUAACUACUUGAAAACAGGCAUUCGCAUUAAAAAUGGAGGCGCAUACAUUCCUAAGGAAGAGAUCAUGAAGUCCAUGACAAAUGGAUACAGACCAUCCAUGCUCUGCAUAGAAGACCCUCUUCUCCCAGGAAACGACGUUGGCAGAGGCUCAUACGGCGCCAUGCACGUCAAGCAGGUGUUCGACUACGCCUACAUCGUCCUGAGUCACGCGGUCUCGCCGCUCGCUCGCUCGUAUCCCAACAAAGACUGUGAAAGCACCUUGGGCAGAAUUAUCAGGUUAACCCAGGAGGUGAUCGACUACAGAGAAUGGAUCAUUAAGAAGUGGGGCUGCAGGGACCUGGCACGAACAGACAACACGGCGUCACCGCCAAAGGGGCCAGUGUCAGAGCAGGAGACCAACUGCGUGCUGGGCAGCAGCAGCAGCAGCAUCGGGUCAGAGGAGCAGCACAGGGACUCCAUAUCGCCUCACAGUGCCGAUUCUCCCAUGUCCAUCUCCAGUCCGCAGCAGCACUCGUCAGCCUCCUCGGUGUCUUCCCUUUCUGGAUCAGACAAUGACUCUGAUUCAGCGUUACCGUGUCACGUUCCUCCGCCCGCCCUGCCACCGUACCCCUCUUUUCCACCGCUGGGCCUAACUCUGCCACCGGGCCUCAACAUGGGCACCUGUAAACCUGGCUUGACGGGACAUCAUCUGCUCAUGCCUCCGGGCACACAGGCUUGUGUCUCACUACCCUGUGGUCUUGCCAUGCACUCUAUACCUGGCAGACAGGUGUGUAUAGACACCAGGCCCCCCACCUUCUUCCACAUGCCCCCCACAGCUCAUGCUCAUGCCCCUGUCCCCUCCAGCCCCCAGCCUCUGCCCAGCCCCUACUCCAGCCACACACACAAGAAUGCAACCAAGUUCAAUGUGAAGGGCUUCCACAACCCACCACCAGUCAGCAACCCUGUUCUGGCGAACCGUGGACACAAUCACAUGCACACGCAGUACCACCGGAACACGUGGAGACGCAGGAAGAGGGACAGCUUACCUGUUAGUCUCAGCAGAUAAAAACCACUUCAGUCUGGGUUACGUCCCCGCCUCCCUGCCUCCUUCUCUCCCUCCCUCCCUCCUCUGUAGCUGUCAACCCUGGUCCCUCAUUGGUCCUGACCGUGGGACGGACAGAGAACCAGAGACCAGCAAGUCUGUCCAAGGGCGGCUGCCGCCACAAUAUGGAACUCCAGCCCUCAGCGGUGCAUCCUCCUCUUCCUUCAGCUACUUUUUCAUUUCUGCAUGACCCUUUGUUCACAAACGUCUCGGUUCAGUACUUUUGUACUUCCAGUAUUUCUUUUCUUUUUUUUUUUUUUUUUUUCAGUAUUCUGAUAUUACUCUCUUCGCUCUUUCGUUUUGGACUUGGUGGUUACCUCAUUGCCAACUCCACGUAAACGUUACCUUGACCCCUUACAGCCAAGCUGCCUGAGGUUCAGUGUUACAUUUUUUUUUUUUAACGGUUUAUACACUUAGGAACAAACAUUGUGUUUUUUUUUGUUGUUUUUUUUUUUGUGUGUGCAAUAACGGUAUUUUUGGGGAUGGGUGGGCGGGCGAGGGUGGGGGACUAAAACAAAUGCUUAUUUAAUUUUUUAUGGUGUGUGUGUGUGUGUGCGUGAGACUGUGGUAAUGCGCGUGCGACCGUGUAAUUUUUUAUACUGUUAUUUUAUUUUUGUAGAGUUUUAAAAAAUGUUUUGUUUACAAAACUUUGGCCAGGCAGCCUCUCCGGUGUGAGCGUCCGUGUUUGCGUGUGUGUUUAUGUUCUUUCUGAAGAGAACUAUAAACGGCGCGGCGAGCUUCUACCUUCGACGCUCCCGCCAGUUUUCCUCAGUAAAAAAAAAAAAGGACGAGGUUAACUCUUUGGUCCCUCCGUGGGGAGCGUGAAGGUAGGAAGUUUCCCUCCAUCGUGAUCGAUAGUGGAGGACGUUUGUCUCGGUGUUAGGACAUUAUCAGCUCCACACGUACGGUCUGCGCGUCUCUGGGGAGCCGCGUUUUAUGUACGUGCGUCCGGGUAGGCUAACGGUGGCCUUUUUGUUUUGUGUUUUUUAUUAUUGUCUCCGUUGGAGGUCAUUUCAAAGGAAAACAUUUUGAAGAAAAAUAAAGUUAAAAAAAAAAAAAAAAAAAUUCUAUACCUUAUGUUGAUAUGUAGAGAGGGGCUGCGGCUAAUGAAGCAUCAGCCUGUCUGACUCCAGUUUCGAUCGAAACUAAGGAAAAAGAGGGGAAACGCAACGGGUUCCGGGGUCAGACGACUCCGACUCGAAGACUGAUCAGGGUCGACUGUCGCCCAAAGGUGUCAAUCAGUGAAGAUCGACAGCACGCUGCUUAGCAAUAUGGUUUCUCCUUGUGUUGGACUUAAAAAAAAAAAAAAGGAGGAGGGAGGGAGAGGAAAAGUGGUGUCUUCCUGACCUCAGUUGAAUGGGCAGUGGUGGCUUAGUGGUUGAGGAAGCGGACUUGGGUCCGGAAGGGGUUCGAGUCCAACAGCUGCCAAGUUACCACUGAGGUGCUCUGAGCAUGUCACCGUCACCCUCACACUGCUUCCUGGGCAGCUGAAAGCUGCCCCACUGUUCACUAUGGUGAUGGGUUAAAAACAGAGGUCACAUAUCGUUGUCUGCAGUGGUUUGUUCACCUUCCUUUUCCUUCCUUCCUUUAAAUGGGGGAAAAAAAAAAAAGUUCAAUUCCAUUCAGGAAUCUUGUGUAUUUUUGAUUGCCAGGUACCUCCGCGAAAUAGUUUGCAAUGCCUUUCUUUGUGUUUACAUGGAAGCGUGUGUGUGCGUGUGUACGUUGUAUUCCGUGAGCACACCUCGUCACACACGCGCGCGCACGCACACACGGACGGAGCUGUCAGAAGGCCGUGACUCGCCUAGAACACUACACAUGCCGGUGUCGUUACUAUGCAAGUGAAUUACUCUAAUUAUCGUGUCAAGCCCUCCCGUCUUUGGGGUUAUUUUCGGAAUCAAACGCACUUGUCCUCGGCGUUGUCGCUGACUCUCGAACCCCCACUCGUUUAAAAAAAAAAAUGAAAAAAAAAAAAAAACACAGCCCCAUAUCAGACAACUCCUUGUAUUUGAAAGAUGUGUUGAAAAAAAUUUUUUUUUUUUUUUUUUAACAUUUGUCUCAAAUGUAAGAAACGGCUCCGUCGAUGUUGACGGACGGGUCGGCCUCAGUGUAACAGUGUGACGUAGUGAUCCGUAUGUAGGAGCGUUUGAAAAACGAAUGACACCACUGGGGUUUUUCCAGGUGGACAAAUGGGUUAUGGGGGAGAGCGACUUGCCCUCCACAGGCGUGAUUCAGACGGGACCAAAAGUGUCCAGGAGCAAUUCUUUGUUCUUUUUUUUUAAAUUCCAGACUCUGUUCAAUAACGCUACAUCCUGUUUAUCUUCCUUCCUUCCUUCCGUUUUUUUUUUUUUUUGCUACGGCAACUCUGAUCCAUCGAACAAAAACCUCACCAGGCGGUAGUUGAGUGUCAUAUGAUCAGACACUAGUUUGGACCAGUGACUUAAAAGACGCGAGCGGAAAUGAAAGGAUCGCCACCUCUGACUAGGGAGAAGUUUCACCCUAAUUUUUAAAUACAUCCCCCUAAAAAAAAAAAAAAGAGAGAGAUCAUGGACAGACUUCCAUAAAAGACCAGUCCAGUAAUGCAAUCAUACUCUUGUCUUCCCUAGAUGUUUUACGUCCAAUUGAUUAUUGACGUCUAUGUGGUAGCAUUUCAAGUGCUUAUCUCUAUUUUUAAGCUAAUAUAGUUAGUAGGCUGGAUGAUGCGGCCCAAACUUUUUUAACCAGUGUGUAAUCCCUCUGCAUUUUAAAGAUGAGAACCAGCAUUUAUGAGAAGCUGAUGAUAGCAUUGGUGACGGGACUGUUCUUGGGUUAGAGUUGCCUGGAGUUUCAUAGCAAGAGACAUGCAGUAUCUUUUAAAAAAAAAAAAAUCCAAAAAAAAAA